AUGGACGGCGGCUUGUGCAUAAACGAUAGUCUUGGAGACGAUGAGCUUCGGGCGGUGCUGUCAAAGGUCGAGCACGACAGGGACAAGGAAGUGUUCGGGCUGGUGUGCAAGCGAUGGCUCCGUUUACAGAGCACCGAGAGGAGGAAGCUUUGUGCUCGUGCCGGCCCUGACAUGCUCAACAGAAUCGCUGCUCGAUUCACGCACUUGCACGAGCUUGAUCUGUCGCAGUCGGUGUCGAGGUCGUUUUAUCCUGGCGUCACUGACUCGGAUCUUUCCGUUAUUGCCGCUGCCUUUUCGUCCUUGCGAAUUCUCAACCUUCAGAAUUGCAAAGGUAUAUCAGAUACUGGAAUGGCAGCUAUUGGAUCUGGGCUUUCUUCCCUGCAGUCUUUAGAUGUAUCCUACUGCAGAAAGCUUACAGAUAAGGGUUUAUCAUCUGUUGCCCAGGGUUGCCCCAACCUCAGAGUGUUGCAUCUUUCUGGUUGCAAAUUUGUAACCGAUGCUUUAUUAAUCUCUCUUUCAAAGAACUGCAAUAAUAUAGAGGAAUUGGGUUUCCAAGGAUGCAGUAAAUUAACUGACUUGGGAAUAACUGUUCUUGUUGCGGGGUGUCAAAGGCUGAAACACUUAAAUCUCAAUAAGUGCAGUAACAUUGGAGACAUUGCUGUAACUAGUGUAGCAAAAGCUUGUUCAUCAUCACUUGGAACAUUGAAGUUAAUGGAUUGCUGCAAGGUUGGGGAUGAGUCUGUAUUUUCCUUGGCCAAAUACUGUGAAAAUCUUGAGACACUCUUCAUUGGUGGAUGUCGGAACAUAUCUGAUGAAGCCGUAAAAUCAUUGGCUUCGUCUUGUCAUUGCAGUCUUAAGAAUCUACGCAUGGAUUGGUGUUUACAUGUUGCUGAUACAUCCUUGGACUGCAUAUUUUUGGUAUGCAGGGAGCUUGAGGUUCUCGACGUUGGUUGCUGUGACGAGGUGACAGAUGCAGCAUUCCAGGGGUUAGGAAAUGAAGAUUUCAAGUUGAGUUUGAAAAUAUUGAGGGUGAGCAACUGUCCAAAAAUUACAGUGGUAGGCAUCAGCAAACUGUUGAAAUCUUGUGAAAGUCUUGAGUAUCUUGAUGUGCGCUCAUGCCCCCAUAUAACCAGAAUGAGAUGCGAGGAGGCUGGAUUGCAGUUUCCGGAGAGAUGUAAAGUGAAUUUUGUUGGGGGUUUGGCCGAGCCAGAUGUGUUAUGCUGA
Molecule: messenger RNA, 1224 nt
Organism: Fraxinus pennsylvanica
Lineage: Eukaryota; Viridiplantae; Streptophyta; Magnoliopsida; Lamiales; Oleaceae
Source: the annotation of a GenBank genome assembly